AUGGCUUCUUUCUUAUUUUUCAUGCUGAUGACAUCAUUAAGUAUGAUGUGUGUUGGUUCUUAUCAAUACCAGCAUCCUAACGCUAAAUUAAUGGUGAUGAACGGUGAUCCGACUUCAGGUUUUAUUAAUGUUCGUUUACCUCCCUACAAUGCAACAGGUGAUGGUAUUACCGAUGAUACAAAUGCUAUUCAACGAGCUUUGAAUGAUACUGGUAGUAUGGGUGGCGGUAUUGUCUUCAUACCCGAAGGCAAUUAUUUAAUUGCUAGUCAUUUGACAUUACCCGCUGCUACUGUAUUAAAGGGUGUUGCAUCGCACGUUCAAAGAAAUUGGGGUGAUCCAAAUAGAAAAUCUGUUUUUGGAACAACACUUUUAGCGAUUGCCGAUGCCGGAAAUGAAAAUGGAACAGCUUUUAUUUCUUUAUCGGGCGAUAGUAGUGGUAUUGAAGGCCUACAAAUAUUUUAUCCAAACCAAGUACCAAGAAAUCCACCCAUAGCUUAUCCAUGGACAAUACGAUGUGGACAACAAGGAAAGAGUAUUGAAAAUAAUUAUGUUAAAAAUGUUCUAUUAGUUAAUCCUUGGAAAGGUAUUGACGCCGCAACAUAUGAAGCGCCUCGUCAUUGGUUUGAAAAUGUUUAUGGGCAACCAUUAGCAAUUGGCAUAGCUGUUGAUCAAUGUUAUGAUAUUGGAAGAAUCAGUCAUAUACAUUUCUGGCCAUUUUGGUCAAGUGAGCCAGAAUUAUGGAAUUGGGUUAAUAAUAAUGGAAUAACAUUUUUAUUUCAAAGAACUGAUUGGGAAGUCGUUGAAGAUGUAUUUAGUUGGGGCUAUCAAAUUGGCAUGGCUUUUCGUACGAGCGCCUAUGGAGCUUGCAAUGGACAAUUUACAGAUAUCAAUUUUGAUAAUGUUGAUAUUGGUAUUGAGGUGUCAUAUACUCAAACAUGGGGCAUUUUAUUUUCGAAUUUAAAUCUAGCUAAUGCCGGCGGUGGCUCAAAUCGUAUUGGAAUAUUAGGACGCGCAAUUAAUAGUACGAAACCAACAGAUGCAUCUGUAGUUGUACGUGGUGCAUCGUUUUGGGGUGUUUUUCAUCAAACAAUUGUUUGGUCACAUGUAGGUUUAAUUUCAAUCAGUGACUCAUUGUUUGCUCAAUGGAAUAAAACAUCGCCCGGAAUUGAAAUUCAACGUGGACGAGCUAUGAUUAAUAAUAAUUAUUUUGGCGAUAAUGUUGGAAAUGCGGUAACAGUGUUGGAUGGGGCCGAUCGCGUUACUAUCACUAAUAAUCAUUUUAAUGGAAAUAGAUUGAAUGUAGUUACUAAACCUACUGUUUUAGUGGCGAAUAAUUUAGAAUAA
This is a messenger RNA of Rotaria socialis, 1344 nucleotides long. The record is from the annotation of a GenBank genome assembly. Lineage: Eukaryota; Metazoa; Rotifera; Eurotatoria; Philodinida; Philodinidae.